Hibiscus syriacus is the source of this 927-nucleotide messenger RNA. RefSeq names its product probable aquaporin NIP5-1. The record is from RefSeq and is a predicted model, not a curated record. Lineage: Eukaryota; Viridiplantae; Streptophyta; Magnoliopsida; Malvales; Malvaceae. Gene Ontology annotation, molecular function: channel activity. Bases 16 to 912 code for a protein of 298 amino acids. Gene Ontology annotation, biological process: transmembrane transport. The transcript is spliced from 4 exons. Gene Ontology annotation, cellular component: membrane.
UUUUGGUGAAAAAGAAUGCCGGACGAAGAGACGGCAACCCCGACCGCGUCGGCGCCGGCGACGCCGGGAACGCCGGGCGGGCCGCUGUUCACUUCGAUGAGGGUGGACUCAUUGUCUUAUGAUCGGAAGUCAAUGCCGCGAUGCAAAUGUCUUCCGGUUACUGCCCCGACGUGGGGUCAACCUCAUACAUGCUUCACCGACUUCCCUGCGCCUGACGUCUCUCUUACCCGGAAGCUGGGGGCAGAAUUCGUGGGAACCUUUAUCCUUAUAUUCGCGGCAACAGCCGGACCUAUAGUGAACCAAAAGUACGGCGGCGUCGAGUCGCUGAUCGGAAACGCCGCAUGCGCGGGGCUGGCGGUGAUGAUAAUAAUCCUGUCAACCGGACACAUCUCCGGGGCUCAUCUUAACCCUUCCCUCACCAUUGCAUUUGCCGUCUGUCGUCAUUUUCCCUGGACUCAGGUUCCGGCCUACAUAGCGGCUCAGGUCUCCGCCUCUAUCUGUGCUUCGUUCGCCCUCAAAGGAGUCUUUCAUCCCUUCAUGUCUGGCGGCGUCACCGUGCCCUCCGUCAACUACGGACAGGCUUUCGCGCUCGAGUUCCUCAUUACGUUUAAUCUCCUCUUUGUCGUCACCGCCGUCGCCACCGACACCCGCGCGGUCGGAGAGCUGGCCGGAAUAGCAGUUGGAGCGACCGUAAUGCUCAACAUUCUUGUGGCUGGGCCAUGUAGUGGGGGUUCAAUGAAUCCAGUCAGGACAUUGGGGCCAGCGGUGGCAGCAGGGAAUUACAAGGCACUGUGGAUAUACUUAAUAGCACCCACUCUCGGCGCCGUGAUCGGUUCCGCCACUUACACACUGGUGAAGCUCCGCGAUGAUGACUCCCAACAGCCGCGCCAAGCCAGGAGCUUCCGACGCUAAUCAUAUCAUCCUUUG